Papaver somniferum (opium poppy) is the source of this 1794-nucleotide messenger RNA. RefSeq lists its product as uncharacterized. Gene Ontology annotation, molecular function: nucleic acid binding. Bases 1 to 1794 code for a protein of 597 amino acids. The record is from RefSeq and is a predicted model, not a curated record. The transcript has 3 exons. NCBI's taxonomy places the organism in Eukaryota, Viridiplantae, Streptophyta, Magnoliopsida, Ranunculales, Papaveraceae.
AUGUGUUUCGAGUUGGUUGGAUAUCCAGAUUGGUGGGAUCAACAUUUGGAGAGGAAGAUGGAGAUAAAGAAAAAUUAUGGUGCUCCAAUGGCUUCAACAAAGAAAGGAAAGGAUUCCAUGGUAAUAUCUACAUCAGUAGCAAGGACAGGUAACAAUGGUAAGUUUUUAAAUGUUUCUUCACUUGUUUCGAAUAAUUCAUGGAUAGUUGAUUCCGGUGCCACAUACCAUAUGAAAUGUGAUUAUAAACAAAUCUCUUCCCUUAAACCAUCCUUACAAAAAACAGUCUCUACUGCAAAUGGCUCACAAGCUCCAAUUACUGGUGAAGGGUCAAUAUCUCUCACUGAAACUUUAAACUUAGAUUCUGUCUUAGUAGUUCAUACAUUAGACUGUAAUCUCCUAUCAGUUACCCAAAUAACUAAUACUUUACAUUGUAUAGUGAUAUUUUGGCCUGACUGUUGUGUUUUUAAGGACAUCACAAUGAAGCAAACGAUUGGUUGUGGUGUUAAGCAUGGGAGGCUGUAUUACCUGGAUUUGGUGUCAAGUAGUUCGGAUAAGCUGCGUCAAACUCUGCUUGCUGAUGUAUGUGAACUUUCAAAAAACCAUCGUGCUUCUUUUCCAUUAUCAUUCAAUAAGAGUCCAGUUCCUUUUAUGAUCAUACACUCUGAUGUUUGGGAGCCAUCUAAAACUACUACCCUGGGUGGUUCAAGAUGGUUUGUUACUUUUAUUGAUGAUUGCACUAGAAUGACGUGGAAUGGAGUAGCAGAGAGAAAGAAUCGUCACUUACUUGAAGUGGUCAGUGCUUCAUUGAUAAAAGCACAUAUGCCACUGAUGUAUUGGGGAGAAGCACUUACUUCUGCAGCAUAUCUUAUCAAUCGAGUGCCAUCCAGUACCAUUGUGUUUCAAACACCCCAUCAAGCUCUUGCUGAAGCAGUUGUGGCUCCAACUGUUCCUAAUCUGCCACCUCAUGUGUUUGGUUGUGUAGCUUAUGUUCAUCUGCACAAGAACCAACGUGAUAAGUUGGCUCCUAGAGCUCUGAAGUGUGUAUUUGUGGGAUAUGCAACAACUAAAAAGGAAUACUAUUGCUAUCAUCCUCCAACCAAAAGAAUGUUUGUUACUUUGGAUGUUGUAUUUCAUGAAGAUACUAUAUAUUUUUCAUGUGAGUUUGAACUUCAGGGGGAGUACCAAAAGGAAAUUCAGACUCUUAACUAUGAUGAAGAUAUAUCGGAAAUUGAUGUAUCUGUUAUUGUCAACUCUGAUGAUAUGGUAAGAGAAUCUGUUGAUGAAAGUUCUUCACGAGAAGAAACAGAAAGUACAGUAUUAGAUCGUGAUAUAGAGAUUCAAGAUGAGGUUAUGAUAGAAGAGAUUCCAGAGUCUACGUUACCUCAAGAAGAUGAAGCACAAAACCAAUCGUCUGCUACCGAUGUUCUUGAAGAAUCUAGGAGACAACUUCCACAACGUGUAAACAGAGGUAUUCCUAAACCCAGUUAUGAACCUGAAAUAUCUAGUAAGGUUAAGUACCCUAUGAGUCAUUAUGUCUCUCACCAUUGUUUGUCUAAAGCUAAUAAGGCAUUCGUGAAUCAACUAUCUACUGUUUUUAUUCCUAACAAUGUGCAGGAAGCAUUAGCUGAUCCAAAAUGGAGAGAAACUAUAGAAGAAGAAAUGAGGUCCCUUUUUCAGAAUGAUACUUGGGAUUAUGUUGAUUGUCCAGAAGGAAGAAAGAUUGUGGGUGUCAUUGGAUUUUCACCAUUAAAUACAAGGAAAAUGGUGAAAUUGAACGUUAUAAAGCAAGAUUAG